ACGAGCGAGGAGGGAGGGAACAGGGAACGGCGCAGCUGAUCAGGUGGGAUGGGAUGGGACGCGCAUGGGUGUUUUAUUUUCUUUGACUGUUUUGUUGCUCGCAACUUGGAGGUGAGGUGAGGUGAGAUUCCUCCUCAUCCGGCUUUAUCUCCCCGUCGCCGUUCGCCCCGCGCGGCGCUUGUCCGCUUGCGCCGCCUUGUUCUUGCGGGUGGAGUUCCCGGUGCUUCUUUGGAUCGUGCUGGGGCGGGCUGAUUUGGCGUCUCGCGGGGGAUUUUUGCUUUCGCCUCGCCUUUCGGUGCCCGUCGUUUUGGGAGGGGCUGAGCUGCUUGCGCUGAUCCUGCUGGGCUCGCGUGCUCUCCAGGGGCGCAGACGAGAAUGCUGCUCAGGAGGGUGGCGGCGGACGACGGCGCCGGGGCGGGCGCGGGCGCGGGUGUAGGGAGGCCGCGGCUCUUCGCCGUGCCAAGGCUGCUGGUCGGGCUCGGGGCGCCCAAGUGCGGCGGCCCGGACUGCGACUCGCCGACGGCGGCGCGCAGCCCGACGUCGCCGCUCGACCUCAGGCCCUUCGCCGCGCUCGGCGGCUCGCUGCUCCGGUCGCCGCGCUCGCCAAGGAGCUGGGACUCGCACCGCGUCGGGCUCGGCGGCCUCGUCGACGACGCCCUCGCCGAGCCGGCCCCCGGCGCCAGGAACCGCUUGCUGGGGCCCCAGAUGCGGCAGCCGUUCAAGCUGCCGCAACGCCUCACCAAAUCCUUCACCACCCAGCCGAGAGACUGCGGCCAGGCUGCGUCCCCGGUGCUCGGGAAUGUGGGGACCGCCGCUGGCGCCGGCGCCAGCACCACCGGCAUGCCGGUGCCUUGCAGCAGGUCCUACGGGGAUGUGAAGUCUGGUCCAGAGGUCAUCGUGCCCGGUGGCGGCGCUCAGCCAGGCGCGAGCGGGCAUCCUGCCGAUCUCGGCAAGUUCCGGGCGUCCGGGUCCCUGCCGGCGUCGAUCGGCGGCCCGCGCCGGUACAUCCGGUCCGUGUCCGCGACGGAGGUGGAGCAGUCGGAGGACUACACCUGCAUCAUUGCGCACGGUCCUAACCCGAAGACUACUCGCAUCUUUGGGGACUGCAUCUUGGAGCCCUGCACUGUUGAGAGCAUGGAUGCCAUGGAAGUGAAGGAAGGAGCCGAGUCCUACUGGCUGGUGAAGUGCUUCGAUGACGGCGAGGUCGGCGAGGAGUUCCAAAGCUCCUGCGUCUCUUGCAAGAAGAAGCUGGAUGGCAAUGACUCCUGCAUUUACCGUGGUGAGAAGGCUUUCUGCAGCGGGAACUGCAGGGAUAAUGAAAUCCUUACUGAAGAGGAUGAGAACAGCGCAGCUAUAUCAUCCCUCAGCUCAGCUGGCUCAUCUUCUUCCUUCAACGAUGACAUAUUCAUGGCCGAAAUGGUUGUGCUGACUGCACCAGUUGAUGUCCACCUCCCCUGACACUGGAGCAAUGCUCUGCGAGCCAGGGUAGAAGAUCAAUAAUGUCGAUCGUCCCAGUUUUCACCACCACCAUUAUCGGUUUGCUGGUUUUGUAAGUUCUGUUCCAGCAUUUGAGAAAUUCGGUGGCAUUGGUCGUUCAUUGAGGAUUGGAGGCUCCAUCUAGAAGUUGCCGAGAUCUCAUAUCUCAGCUUUUUAGAACGGAGAGCUUGCCUGCCUUUAGCAUGUAAUUUUGGUCCUAAGGCUACUGGCAUUGCAAGUUCCCUUUUCAUUUUCUCUCUUCUUUGGUUUCUUCCUGAGCAGCAAUGACGAUGUUGGCGUGCUGUAAGUUGCAACAAUAUUUUGAGAUAAUGGCAUUGAGCUGCUUGUCCAAA
Molecule: messenger RNA, 1829 nt
Organism: Panicum hallii
Lineage: Eukaryota; Viridiplantae; Streptophyta; Magnoliopsida; Poales; Poaceae
Exons: 2
Coding region: 376-1458 (360 amino acids)
Source: RefSeq, a predicted model, not a curated record